CUGAUCCCUAGGUGACAGAGACAUCCCCUGGCAAUUGAGUAAUAAGGAUCAUUGGUUCGAGACGCAUGGGAAAUGAAUCGCUGGUACAUGGAGGACACUUGUUGCUCGAGCGUGACGUAAGUGGCUGAUGGCAUACGAAGAGGACGAAGAAGGAAAAAAACUCGGCUAACAUUUUUUACCCCUCGAAAAUGAUUGAAAGACAGCUGUCUCAACGCCGGUGACAAACGCGCAAUGUCCAGUCGCUGGACAUGUCCUCGCGAAACUGAACGAAAAUACAUGUCAACGAAUGACGAUAAACUUGGAAUGAGAGAAGAAUUUUUGACUCGCUGAUGGAAAUGAAUGGGUCUUUGUGUCGAGUGCACUGAGAGAUCGAGGAUUAUCGUUGGAGCGAGUGAUAAUACCGGGGGAAUUAUUGGAAAGGAGAGGAGGGACUGUCGGGAGAGAGUGUGGAAGUACGCGGCUGCGGCGGCGGCAGCGGCUGCGGCGACCUUUGGAAGGCUGGAUUACAUCCGUGGAAUGUCUUCGGGGGCCAAGCGGCUUGUCCAGUCGCUCAGGGGCCGCGGUACUGGUCCCAGCAGUCGUAAUGAGAGUGGGGGAGGGGCUGGAGCCAGUGGACCAAGCACAAGUGCAACGAGAUUGUGUCAUUAUGACAGUGGACACGAGCUUGAUGAGAUAUCUGUGGUCGGGGGAACGCCGACGACUCCCUGCCACUGUCCGGGCUUGAAGUAUGGAAGUGGACAGACUUUGUAUAGUAUUGCUGCAUCUGUGCCAACUGCGCCUGGAUCGACGCUGCUGGCGACCGGGAACAGGAGCAAUACCUCAGUGGGGAAUCCAGGAAGCGGCGGAAGGACUGAAUUCAAGAGUGGGGAAGCAAUAUUGCGCUCCGAAGAUGACUCAAAGAGUGUUGAGAGUGCAGCGUCGAGAUCUCGCCAGAGUCUCCUAGAUUUCGUUGGUGGGAGAUUUAUAUCGCGAAAUCCCACACCGAAUAGGUACUACCACCCGGCCCAGAAUCGUCAGGAUCAGUCGCGAGGUCGUCAGGAGCAGCAGAUUUAUUCUGUCUCCCAGAGAUACUUCGGCUCGUCGAGAGACUCGUUGCACGCUGCAUACGUUAAUCGGGGCGCCAGCGAGCUAGAUCUCAGCAGAAAGCCGAGGCGAAAGGAUCAGUCAAGGGGCAAGUUAAAAUUUCCGAAUGUGUCUGGCCUCGGCUCGACGAGGGAGAGCCCACACAUUCGCACAUUGGUAUCGACGAAUCACCUUAAUAACAACGGCAGCUGCAACGGCACCGAGACGAGGUAUACAGCACAGCAACAGCAGCAGCAGCGCGGCAGCCGAGGAUAUCCCGGACAAAUGGGCACGAGGGGUUUUCGAACGGGUGCACCAAAUUGGUCGUUCGUCUUCGAUCCAGCCGGCAGACUCUGUUAUUACUGGUCAAUGGUCGUCUCUCUCGCUUUUUUGUACAACUUUUGGGUCAUUAUCUACAGGUUUGCCUUUCAGGAAAUAAACGGAGAAACCCUCGUGGUCUGGUUCUGCCUCGACUACUUCUCGGAUCUUCUCUACCUAGUCGACAUAGUCUUUCACUUUCGCACGGGUUACCUCGAAGACGGUGUACUGCAGACAGACGCUGUCAAACUGAGAAAUCACUACAUGAAUAGUACGACCUUCUACAUCGACUGUCUGUGUCUGCUGCCCCUCGAUUUUUUGUACUUAUCAAUAGGAUUUAACAGUAUCCUGCGGAGUUUUAGACUGGUUAAAAUCUAUCGAUUCUGGGCGUUCAUGGACAGAACCGAGCGACACACAAAUUAUCCGAAUUUAUUUCGCUCUACCUCCCUGGUCCACUAUCUCCUUGUAAUAUUCCACUGGAACGGGUGCCUCUACCACAUUAUUUAUAAGAACAAUGGUUUUGGGAGCAAAAAUUGGGUGUUCGACGAUUCGGAAGAGGCGGACGUUGUUAAGCAGUAUCUCCAGAGCUACUACUGGUGUACAUUGGCACUAACCACUAUAGGCGAUUUGCCGAGGCCAAGAAGCAAGGGCGAGUAUUUGUUUGUUAUAGCUCAACUACUCUUUGGUCUACUGCUAUUCGCCACAGUUCUCGGUCAUGUUGCUAAUAUCGUGACUUCGGUUAGUGCAGCACGUAAAGAAUUUCAAGCUAAACUUGACGGCGUCAAGACGUACAUGCGAAUGCGUCGAGUGCCCAAUCAUCUUCAGGUCAAGGUCAUCAAGUGGUUUGACUACUUGUGGUUGACGCAAAAGUGCUCGGACGAGGAGAGAGCUGUAAGCUGUCUCCCCGACAAACUCAAGGCGGAGAUUGCGAUAAAUGUGCACUUGGACACGCUGAGGCGAGUGGAGAUAUUCCAGAAUACGGAAGCCGGUUUUCUCUGUGAACUCGUCCUCAGGUUGAGGCCAGUGCUGUUCUCACCGGGGGAUUACAUUUGUCGAAAGGGUGAGGUGGGAAAGGAGAUGUACAUCGUGAACAGGGGCCGCCUGCAAGUGGUCGCUGAUAACGGAAAAACAGUGCUAGCAACACUGAAGGCCGGCUCGUACUUCGGGGAAAUCAGCAUUCUCAAUAUGGGGACUGCAGGUAAAGAGUGCGGUAAUCGACGUACAGCAAGUGUACGAUCCGUCGGUUACUCUGAUCUCUUCGUAUUGAAAAAAAAGGACAUGUGGGAUGUACUUAAGGAGUAUCCUGCAGCUAGAGUGAGGCUCGAGUCGAUAGCUGUUAAGAGACUUGAAAAGUACAAAAGAGCACCACUCGAGAAAGCUGCGAUGGGCCGAAGCCAGAGCACUCCGGGAUUGAUAGAGUCCCGGGGUCGAGUGCCCCUGGAGGAGAUGUGGAUAUCACCACUGGAAUUACGAACCGCCCGUUCCCUUUUCUCCCCGAGUCCGAGCCCGAUAACAGGUUCCUCGAUCCAUGGACUGAGGUCUGCGGAUGUUGAGGGUGCACCUGUUAUUGGGGCUCCAACAGCACCUAGUAGGAGUGCAGAUAGUCCGAUGAGUGCUACCAGCAGUGGGAGGAGCAGUGAGGAUCAUACGACAAGAGCUCCUCGGUCUACGGCGACUCAAUUGUCGAUUGGAAAACAGUCUACACAUUCAGGAAUGACCUGCAACAGCAUGACUCAACUAGUAUCGGAGGGUGCGGUAACCCCGAUCCUAGCAGUGAGUAGUCACGAAGCCCUUCUCGCCGAGAUAAAGCGUCUCCGUGAGCGUCUAAUCUGUCUCGAAACCGAGAAUGCCUCGAUGAGUGUAAAACUCAAUCAGCAGCAGUGGGAGGUCGAGCACAGAUUGGCGGCAAUAGAGAUGGAAAUAUGCGGGGCAAGUUCGACAUCGAGUAUAGAAGACAACGAGCGCAACCGGGAGUCUAUCAUUUAACGAGAA
This is a messenger RNA of Diachasma alloeum, 3372 nucleotides long. RefSeq names its product cyclic nucleotide-gated cation channel subunit A. NCBI's taxonomy places the organism in Eukaryota, Metazoa, Arthropoda, Insecta, Hymenoptera, Braconidae. The record is from RefSeq and is a predicted model, not a curated record. The transcript is spliced from 13 exons. Gene Ontology annotation, cellular component: plasma membrane; intracellular cyclic nucleotide activated cation channel complex. Gene Ontology annotation, biological process: monoatomic cation transmembrane transport. Gene Ontology annotation, molecular function: protein-containing complex binding; cGMP binding; intracellularly cAMP-activated cation channel activity. Bases 340 to 3366 code for a protein of 1008 amino acids.